Acytostelium subglobosum LB1 is the source of this 2478-nucleotide messenger RNA. RefSeq lists its product as hypothetical. Gene Ontology annotation, molecular function: chromatin binding. Lineage: Eukaryota; Evosea; Eumycetozoa; Acytosteliales; Acytosteliaceae. The transcript is spliced from 4 exons. The record is from RefSeq and is a predicted model, not a curated record. Bases 1 to 2478 code for a protein of 825 amino acids. Gene Ontology annotation, cellular component: nuclear inner membrane.
AUGUAUGAUAAUGAUCUACUACAAGGCGAUGUAAAGCAACAGCUUAUCAGGAAGAAGAGGUCCAGUACUGCCCCAAGUUCAAGUAGUGGCAGACAAUCAACAACCUCAAGAGCAUCAGAUAAAGACACUGGAGUGUCAUCAUCAAAGAAGACAUCAUCAACGACAUUGUACAAUGACAAUGAUGAAGAUGAUACUAAAGCACAGAAACGAAAGUCAAUCAUUGGCAAUACAUCAACGUCGACGACGACGACAAGUACUACAGCUGGCACUUCGACAACAUCCAGCUCAAAGAACAGUGGUAAUGGAACGGGAAGUGUACUUGGUGAUACUAGAAAGAGGGCAACUGUGGGCGGUGCGAUGACAACCUCAGCAAAGAAGCCACCCGCAUCAUCUCAGAAGAGCAGCAGCAGCACCAGUGGGGAUAAUCAAGACAGCGACACGACAUUCAUCUACCUCAACAAACCCAACCCUUCACAAAAGAGGAAGUCGUCAGAGGCCGAGAACAUCUUCCAGACGGCACGCUCAAAGGCCGACGAGGAAGAAGAGGAGGAGAGACAAAGACAGAAAGACAAGAAGAAGAAGGCGAGAUAUUCAGUGCUGGGCGCAAAGACACAGUUUGAGAAGGAUCGCGAUCUGGAGCGCGACAAGGAGAUUAGACAGCAGGCCGAGCGACUGGCCGACCUUGACAGGAUCAAGCGCGAGAAGGACCGCCAGGAGGAGGAGGAGCGCCACCGUCUGGAAAAGGAGCGUCAGAGGGAGGCCGAACGACUGGAGCGUCUGGAGCGUCUGGGCCGCGUCAAACCCAACCCGGCAAUGGCGGCACCGACAACAACAACCACAUCCUCCGCAAGGCUGCCAUCACUCUCCACCCCAUAUCCCGCCAGCAAGCAGCAGCAACAGCAGCAGCCCCAACCGGGCAGAACAUCCUCUUCAGUGUUUGCCAAGAACAACACGCAAGUCCUGCAGCCACAACGCUACACCACCACGUCUGCCAGCCAUCACGAAUAUCCACAGACGCCCAACAACUUUGACAAGUCCAACACUGGCUUCCAAUACAACAACUACCAGAUACCGACGGCAAAGGCACCAUUGUUCGCGCAGACAACGCAACAAAACCUCUCCGUUGACUUUGACACUGAUGAACCUCAAGAUGUUGUUGAGGACAAUGACUAUGACUUUGGCGCAGUGUUGCCAACCUCACCAGAGCCCUUCUCACAAGAGGACCAGGACGACGAAUCUGACAGCGACCUCUCCUUUGAUUAUGACGAGGAGGAGCAUAUGAAUGGUAGCCAUUCGUACGAUGUGGACGCGGAUGUGAACCCCCAGCAAGAGUAUGAACGAGAGCGCCAGCGCCAGCGCGAUCAAGAGCGCGAGCGCGAACAGAGAAGACAACAACGCGAGUAUUCCUCGAAUGAGAGACCAAGCUCAACAGGUGUGAGCAGCAUUCAACGCGAGCGAUCAUUGAAGGACCACGACUGGGUUGGCUACGCAUUGAUCGUCGUGUCGUUUAUCGCGUGGAUCGUUCUGCUUGGCGUCAUGCUCAACUUCUUCUACUCAUUUGGCAGCGUCACCUACUGUGACACUGACUCCAUGCCACGAUUCGAUGGCAAUGGCAAGAUCAUUUGCCAUCGCUGCCCCGACAGGGGCAUCUGCACAGACGGCGCAUUCAGCGCGUGCCAGGACGGCUACGUCCGAAGUAGGCAACGCUGCAUCGUCGACCCAUCGCGCAUCGAUGCGCUCAACGUAGUGUUUGGCAAUGUGGAGCAGGUGCUGCGUGAGCACAAGGGCAAGUUCGAGUGCAAGGUCACCGAUCAGUUCGACAUGCCCCUCGAGCAGCUCGGCAAGGAGUUUGGCCGACACUACUGGAUCAAGGUGGACGCCGUCGAGAAGGCCUACACCAAGCUCAUCGAUCAUAUUGUCAACAGACGCGACGCCGCCGACUUUGGCAUCGACGAGAAGAUGCUGGACAGCAUUGUCGUGUCACACAACGACACAUCGGGCGAGCUGCUGCUCCACACGGUCAAGGAGUCCAUCCGUCCGCUGUGGUGCCAGACGUACUUUGUCGGCAAGCAACUGAUGCUCAACAACCUCCAAAUUCUCAUCGGCCUGUUUGGCGCCUACGUACUCUACAGCUACAUACGAAUCCGCGCGCAACGCAAGAAGGAAGACGCCCUCAAGACCGAGCAUAUGUUCAAGCAGCUGCUGGGCAUAAUACAGCAACAGAGCCGCUACAACCCAGAAGAACCAUGGAUAUCCGAGAUCAUCCUACAAGAGGAAGUGAUUGGCACUGAUAGAUCAAAGCAUACUUUGAGAUUAUGGGAGCAUGCAUUGGAGAAAGUAUUGUCCUCGUCCAACAAGGUAUUAUACGCUCCGCGAUACGUCAAUGGAGAAUCACAGAACACUCUAGAGUGGAGUGACACUGGUGCGUUCAGAGAUGCAACUACACCAUCCAAGUCUGCUACCAAGCAAGCAUUAUAA